UGUUGUCAAUUUGUCACAACAUUGUGUAAAUUUUCAUUCUCAGUUCUCAUUCGCAGUGAGAAUGAAAAUUUCACCAAUCUUAACAAUAAUUAAAUAAAUACUUAUAGAAUUCAUACAACUUUAAAAACAUCAGAAUGGCGCCGAAGAAUAUUCAAGAUGUUGACUUAUACGCGUUGCUGGAUAUCCCAAUAACAGCGACAGAAUCUGAGAUUAAAAAGGCUUAUAGGAAAAAGGCCCUAAAAUGCCAUCCAGACAAAAAUCCGGACGAUCCCAAAGCUGCUGAGACGUUUCACGCACUUUCAGACGCUUUAGAAGUAUUGACUGAUGCCUCAGCUAGGGCGGCGUAUGAUAAGGUGCUCAGAGCUAAGGCUGCAGCAAAAUUACGACAUCAAGAAUUGGACAGUAAGAGGCAAAAACUGAAAGAGGAUCUCGAAAGGCGGGAAAAGGAAGCAGAGACAAACAAAGGAGGUUGUAACCUCACAGAUGAACAGAAAUUAGCAGCAGAAAUCGAGAGACUACAGAGGGAAGGUAGCAGGCUGUUGAUGGAAGAACAACAAAGAAUGAAAGAAGAAAUACAAAGAACUAAGGGACUUAUAUCUCAGCCUGUGUGGGAUUCAAGUUUAAACAGAAUUAAAAUAAAAUGGAAAGCAGAUAAAAAUGAUCCAAAAAAUGGUGGUUAUGAUGAACCUACACUAAGAAGGUUCUUGAAGAAGUAUGGGGAUAUAGUAGCACUACUUGUAUCUCCUAAGAAAAAGGGAUCUGCUAUAGUAGAAUUUGCAUCUAAGGAAGCUUCAGAAAUGGCUUUGGAAUUAGAGAAAGGCUUACCAGAAAAUCCUUUAACACUAAAAUGGAUUAAUGAAAGACCAGUAUUAACAACUAAGAAAGACAUUCCCGGUCCAUCACUUAUCUCUGAUAGAGAUUAUGAAUCAGUGGUCUUAGCUAAAAUGAGACAAGCAGCAGAGAGACAAAAGUUAAUAGAAGAAAUGUUGAGAGAAGAAGAAAAUAAAUUAUAAUACAUACCAUUCUUAAAAUAGUGAAUAAAAAUACUGAAUGAAAAUGUUA
Spodoptera frugiperda (fall armyworm) is the source of this 1062-nucleotide messenger RNA. It is a transcript of the gene DnaJ-15, whose product is annotated as dnaJ homolog subfamily C member 17. Gene Ontology annotation, biological process: spliceosomal complex disassembly. Gene Ontology annotation, molecular function: RNA binding. The coding region runs from base 135 to 1013 and encodes 292 amino acids. Lineage: Eukaryota; Metazoa; Arthropoda; Insecta; Lepidoptera; Noctuidae. The record is from RefSeq and is a predicted model, not a curated record. Gene Ontology annotation, cellular component: spliceosomal complex. The transcript is spliced from 3 exons.